Molecule: messenger RNA, 1076 nt
Organism: Salarias fasciatus (jewelled blenny)
Lineage: Eukaryota; Metazoa; Chordata; Actinopteri; Blenniiformes; Blenniidae
Product: sclerostin domain-containing protein 1-like
Exons: 2
Coding region: 1-639 (212 amino acids)
Biological process (GO): negative regulation of BMP signaling pathway; negative regulation of Wnt signaling pathway
Molecular function (GO): BMP binding
Source: RefSeq, a predicted model, not a curated record
AUGCUCCUGGUCUCAGUCCUGGUCCCGGUCCUGGUCCCGGUCCUCCUGCUGCUGCUCAGCGGCACCACGGCAGCCGUUCACAACGACGCCACGGAGUCCAUCAGCCCGCAGCCGGAGCUCCAGCAGCCGCAGCCGCCGGAGGAGGGCGACGCCAACCAGGCCCGCAACGGAGGGAGGAGGCCGCCCGAGGCCGCACCGCACAGCGGUCCGGACCAGAGCCAGGUGGGCUGCAGGGAGCUCCGCUCCACCAAGUACAUCUCGGACGGCCAGUGCACCAGUGUCAGCCCCAUCAAGGAGCUGGUGUGUGCCGGCGAGUGCCUGCCCAACCACCUGCUGCCCAACUGGAUCGGCGGCGGCGGCGGCGGCGGGCGCUACUGGAGCCGCCGCGACGCGCAGGAGUGGCGCUGCGUCAUCGACCGCACCAGGACCCAGCGCAUCCGGCUGCAGUGCCACGACGGCAGCGCCCGCACCUACCGCAUCACCGUGGUCACCUCCUGCAAGUGCAAGCGCCACAGCCGGCAGCAGAACGAGUCCGGCCAGCGCCCGGCGCCGCCGCCGCCGCCGCACGGCGCCAGGCCCCGCAAGAACCCCGGAGACAAGGCGGCGCCGCCCGAGGAGCUGGCUCAGGCUGACAUCUAGAGCACCACACACUGCUGGACAGCAGGAACUCUGGACACACACACACACACACACACACACACAAGCACACACACACACACAGCUGGGCCUCAGACCCACCAUGGCCCCUGUUCAGGUGUUUCCCUCUACACACACCUUCUAACACACACCUUCUGACACACACCUUCCAACACACACCUUCCAACACACACCUUCUCUGAGCUUUCAACCCUCGACACACACCUUGCUAAAAAGCUCCUGACUGAAUGUGGAGAACACUCCUGAGAUGUUUGGUUCUGGAGUCUGAGCCGAUCGCACUUGAAGCAUUUACUAAAGGUUUCUUUCUCAUGUCUGAAUUCUUGCUUGUGUUGAACGUUGCUUUGGACAAAAGCGUCUGCUGAAUGAAACUGUAGAAUUGUAGAGUCUGCAGUCAUCCCUCUCUCUCUCUCUCUCUCUCU